AAAGAGAGAGAGAGAGAGAGAGAGAGAGAGAGAGAGAGAGAGAGAGAGAAAGUGGAGGAGCAGGAGUGCUUGAGCUGUAGACGCUGUAUUUAUUAAUAGCUAAGGCAAUGUUCAUUUUGAAGGGGCCUUACGAUUAGUUGCCAUACGUAGUAUGACAACUAAUGGUAUACAUAUAUGGACACAAAUGAAUAAUUACGUUAUUUCCAUUGGAUGUAUGUUUUUUUUUUUUUACAUUAAGAAGCAGAUGGCACUGAUCUAUGUAUACAAACAAGGAAAAUAAUGUAAAAAAAAAAUAAUAAUGAAGACAAUUAGUAUGCAACAAAAGAAAAUUGGCAACAGCAGCAGUCGUGGCCUACACAUAACGACAAAAACGCACCAUAAAUAAAGUGAGACAAAGCACGAACAAAGCAGUCCAGCUUCUGAAUCCUGAGAUGUUUUACUCGCGAGUUACUCAAGCCCUCGCCUUCGUCCCUGUGGUGGUGGUGGCUCUGCUGGUGGCCGAGAGCCACAGCUUUCCUACACAACAUGCCGCCCCGCAAACCAUCGUAGCAGCGCAACUGACUUUACCUAUUGCCAUGGAACCAGUGGCUUUGCUGAGGAUACUCAACGAGUCUUCUUUCACUACAACAGGACGCAAGACUUAUAGGGCGUACGAGCACGCUGCUACACAUCCGCAGGCUCUUCAGGCUUGUCGGCAGCUGGGUGGUCGCCUUGCUCUCCCCACGAAUCAAGAGGAGGACCUGCAAAUUAGCAGGAUCAUUGGCAUCAGUUUUGUAAGUGCACAAUGGCCAUUUCCAGUGUACUGGAUCAGCGGCAGUGAUGAGCAAGAGGAAGGGAACUUUAUUGAUAGUGUCACAGGUCAGUCUUUGAAUUACAUCAACUAUGAAGCUGGUCAACCAGAUGACGCUGGUGGAGAAGACUGUCUACACAAAUCCACAGUCUUUCCUGGGUGGAAUGAUCUCCCAUGUCAUUACAAAGGAGAAGGUUAUGUGUGUGAAUUUAUGGAUGAGUAAGUUGUGGAAUUUCUUUCACUAGAAGAAAACAAUAUCAAAGGAUAACUGAAGGAAUUGAUUUCAUGUAAUAACACUGAGACUCAACAAUAAGACCAAACUGUGCUGGAAUGCAGCCUUUACUUUCCACUCAUUCCCAGCCUUCUUUCUUUCAUGCUUCCACAACUAAACAUACUCUCUUUGGCUCCAUCAUAUAUCGUAAGUCAUCCCUCUGCAUAUCACUGUAGUACUGCUUAGUGUAAUGAUGUCAGUUGUCCAUGAAUAAAUCAAAAUUAAGAUACCAAAUUAUCACAUCACCAAAGUAAUACUCAUUUGUUCAAAAUCUUACUUCCAAAAUAAUGCAGACAAGAAGGCAGGAAGUCACCUUUACAUUUCAAGAUGUGCUCAAAGGACAAUGUCAUUCUAUGUUAGAAGGAGAAACAUGAUCACAUACAUCAGAACAAUUGCUUCAUCUUACACAUCUUGUCAUAAAAUUAUGCCUUUCUCCCUUCUUUUCUGCAUUAUCUAGAAUCUUGUAUUAUAUGUGACAAGUCUAAAUUAUAUUAGCAUGUCAAUUCCAUAAAAAAAAAAGUGACUCAGAAUAGUGUCAUGAACACUUACAAUCUUCUGUGUUUCCCACUACAUGUAACUUAAACUCUUUCAAGAGGAAGAUUUCCAGACACAUAAUUUUGGAUAUUCUUUCACACAGUUCUCUUUCAGAACUGACAUCAUCAGUGGGUCUUUUUCUUUUUCUUUUUUUUUUUUACCAGCUUGGCCAGAGUCCAUCAUACAUAAAAAAGACAGAUUUUUAUAUAUGUAGACAUAAAAUGAAAAUAUUCUUUUUAUAAAAAGCUGUAAGGGAAAAUAUAUCUUUUCAUAAAAGUGUAAUGAAUAAAAGUUGAUUAUUGAAAAA
Molecule: messenger RNA, 1902 nt
Organism: Scylla paramamosain (green mud crab)
Lineage: Eukaryota; Metazoa; Arthropoda; Malacostraca; Decapoda; Portunidae
Product: perlucin-like protein
Exons: 4
Coding region: 432-1013 (193 amino acids)
Source: RefSeq, a predicted model, not a curated record